GGCUGGCUGAGCGCAUCCUGUGCCACACGAAGCAAUUCCCUGCGACGCACCGGUGAUACCGACACAGUAGUAAACACCGCGGGAGGACGGAGCGUUACUCUCUAUUUUUUUCUCCAUGCCUGCCAGAGUAUUGUCGUUCUUAUUGAUUUACGUAUGUCUUAUUCAGAGGAAAGUGGACUUUUUUCUUUUUUCCCUCAGAGCACACAACCCGUCGUCAGCUUGAUUUGAAAUAAACCAAGGUUUAAAAUGAACGAAGGACUUGAGAACAAUUUCACUCAACUGUAUGACAACUGGACAUUUUACAACUCCUCCUUGGAGUCUGUCAUACCCAGGAGCAAUAUCACCUAUGUAGGAUUUUACUUACAUCAGCCAUCCACAGCAGCCAUCUUCAUCGUGUCCUACCUGCUGAUCUUCCUUGUGUGCAUGGUGGGAAAUGGAGUAGUGUGUUUCAUUGUGCUGAGGAGCAAAAACAUGCGGACUGUCACCAACUUGUUCAUCCUAAAUCUUGCUGUGAGCGACCUCCUGGUUGGGAUUUUCUGCAUGCCCACAACUCUUCUUGACAACAUAAUUACAGGAUGGCCUUUUGGAAGCCUGGUCUGCAAAAUGAGUGGUAUGGUCCAAGGCAUCUCCGUGUCUGCAUCAGUCUUCACUCUGGUUGCUAUUGCUGUUGACAGAUUCAGAUGCAUUGUCUACCCAUUCAAGCAAAAGCUGACCAUAUCCACAGCCACCUUGAUUAUAGUCAUUAUCUGGGUUCUGGCCAUAUCCAUCAUGUGUCCCUCUGGGGUGAUGCUACAAGUGACCAAGGAGCAAACCAUUCGGGUAUUACUGGGCUAUGACAACAAAACAAGCCCGUUUUAUUGGUGCAGAGAAAACUGGCCCAAUCAGGAGAUGAGGAAGAUUUACACCACUGUCCUGUUUGCAAAUAUCUACCUUGCCCCUCUUUCUCUCAUUGUGAUCAUGUAUGCCCGGAUUGGCAUUACGCUUUUCAAAACAGCAGUCCCAACAGGAGGAAAGCCAGGCCACGCCAACCGCCACACUGUGUCAAAGAAAAAGCAAAGGGUGAUUAAAAUGCUUCUAAUAGUUGCUUUGCUUUUCAUCCUUUCCUGGCUUCCUCUAUGGACCCUCAUGAUGUUGAGCGACUAUGCCAGCCUGACUGAGCAGCAGUACAGAAUCAUCAACAUUUACAUAUAUCCCUUUGCCCACUGGCUAGCCUUUUUCAACAGCAGCGUCAACCCCAUCAUCUACGGUUUCUUCAAUGAGAAUUUCCGCAGAGGAUUUCAAGCUGUGUUCAAGUUCAGUCUGUGCACAGCGGACGGACAGCGGAGGAAAACCUACUCGCACAGGCUACAGGGAAACUCUGUGCUCCCAGCUAAUAAUGCACAAACCUCCCUGGAGCCUAUUUCUCUCAACAGCCUGGAUAAGAACACUUCUAGGCAACUCAAUCAUGUCAAUGAACAGGACUUGGUCAUGGAGGACCUGGAGAAGGCAUCUUGCAGCAGUGGAGGCGUGACCGCAAUAUCUAUUUGAGGGGUAGGCACAGAGACAUUCUUCUAGGUGAUACGUCAAGGUGUUUACACUUUAAGUAAAUUGCCGUCAUCAUUCAAACUUAGGUCCCCCACUGAGGGUAAGUAAACCACACCUGAACAGGUUUUAGAAGCUGAAAUUUCUAUAUAAUUUGAAACAAUUUCAACACUGUCAGAAAUGACAAGUAGAGCAGUAAUUUAUAGUUGUCCUGUAUCAACUAAUGGCAGAAAGAUACUUCACAGGGUUUGUCCUGAAACAAAUACAAAUCUGAAAUGAAUAUUUAAAUUACCAAUGUGAAAAAAGAAUACUAACUUUGGUUGUUAAUCUUUACUUAUCACCUUUAAGGUACACAAUGUAUUUUGCACAUAUUUUGUCAUGUUAAAAAUGGAUGCAGGUUGAGCUGUUGGAAGUGUAGUUAUGAAAUAAUGGAAAACAAAUCUUGUUGGCAGUUAAGUUGAUUGAGAGGAUACUAUCCUGCUCCAUCAAACGUGUAUGUAUAAAUGUAUAAAGAUGCAUCAACACGUACUGUGAUGUUUGCAGAGCAGAUUUCAAAAGUAAAGUCAUUUAAUGACCUUGUAGAUUGGAAAGUUGGACGGAGCAACCAUUUCCCCUCUUCAUUAUUAUUCAAUACUGAGAACCAGAAGUACUGAAAGUACUUUCAGACCCUGAAUACAAAAAUCUUUGGGACCUGUAGAAUGAAGUCAUGUCAACGAAUUUAGAAAGCAAGUUUGUUUCAAAAGCAAAGUCUGUACAAAAUUCUAAACACAGCUUGAAAGCCAAAGGUCUCGCAUAUAAAAUCAAAGACUUUACAACAGCAACAGAAGUUGAAGUAAGAAUGUCUCACGCAAGCUGGUUGUGGUUAUACAGCACCAACAAGUGUUGUAGAGAACAAAACUCUACAGACAAUCAAAAUUUUUACUUUUUCUACUGGUGGAUUGUCGUCUCAGCAGCUUGAAACUAAGGCUUUUGGUGGCUUUGGUGCGGCUUGCAAAGUAAACUACUGAACAGCUUUUUAGGCUGCUUACAUUACUAUACUACAUCAAACAGAUAUGUAUUGAACAGUUCCAUUUUAGGAAUUAGUUAAUCUUUUUUUUUUUUAAUGUACCAGUCUUGAAGAUGGUUUGGCCAGCCACCAUCCUUCCAUUACCUAUAUUAGCUAGAAAAGUUAAACACGUCGACAUUUUAACAAUGAUUGCAGCACAUGAAGCUUUGACAGCAUGCCAAUAGUAAAGACUAUAGUGAAGAUUAUACUGAUUAAUGAGUUAAUUAUCACUUGGUGUAAUUAAUGUUGGAGACCACAACAGAAGCUGUAAAAAGCACUAACUAGUAGCAGUUAACAUUUGUAAUGUCGAUUCAGGAAAUAUGUUGAUUUAAAUCCCUAGCAUGGUUGUGACUGGCUUUACUGUGUUUUGAACAGCUAUUAAUAAAAACAACAGAUCCAUCUGAAUAGACCAAUAUAAAAGUAUGCAGUAAUUGAUAAGCUGGUUGUUUACUUGUUUACUGUCUUGCUUUUGGAAUAUACUUUGCUUUCAUUAAAGUAAUGUUUAACAGUUAAUUAAAGGUCUAUUUAAAUAUGAAUUGUUAGAAUCCAGCAUGUACUUCUACAGCCCAGAAAGGACAAACUAAACACUGGCUUACAUUUUACAGCCACCUUACUUUCUCCUACACACAGUACAGGGUGUUGCAAUCAACAACUACACUGCUAGAUGCCAGUAAAUCCUACACACUGUUCCUUUAUAAUGCAAGAACCUUUAAUUAUAAAACUGCUACUUUAAAUAGAGUAACCCAUGGGGUUAAUAAGAUUCUCUCAGUAGGUUAAAAUACUUCACCAUGGCCCUUAAAAUUUGCUAUUUAAUAACACAAUUUUAUUAGGCAGGGAACAAGACUAACUGUAAACACAAAUGGAAAUGCAAUUCUACAGGUCACAAACAUAACAACAAUUAACACAGUUGUAUUACUGUUUUACUUUUCAGGCUUAAAAAUACUUUUUGUGCAGAUGAAAGAAAGCUGUUGGAUGUGAGCCAUCUUCCUACAAAUGAACAUUUUAUUUAGGCUUUUGUUCUGAAAUCUCCUCUUUAAACCAGUCUAUAAAAAGGUGUAAUGAUGAUAAAUUGAAUAUUCAUGAAUAUCUCAUGAGCCUGUCAUGAAUGUGCCAUGUAAAACUCAGAUAAAGUGUUUUGCUGUUAUUUACAUUUUUAUCUCUCUAUGAACAGUCUUGUGCAGUUAACCCAUACAGUAUGGGAAAAACAGAGGGCCUGCAUUUGUCCCUAAACUUGUAUUGUCUGCUGUACGUAUAUGUUACUGAGUAAAGCUUAGAGUACAAGUAAUAAUGUGAAUUUGUCUUUGUGAACAGACUAUUAGGAAAUCCGUGGAGGUUAAGUGUACUAAACAACCUUUGGUUCAAAGGUAUUUUACAUAUUUUAAAUCUUUAUAGUUGGUGGUGUCUGUUAAAUCUUUAA
Molecule: messenger RNA, 3983 nt
Organism: Larimichthys crocea (large yellow croaker)
Lineage: Eukaryota; Metazoa; Chordata; Actinopteri; Sciaenidae
Gene: npffr2a
Product: neuropeptide FF receptor 2a
Exons: 4
Coding region: 247-1527 (426 amino acids)
Biological process (GO): regulation of adenylate cyclase activity; G protein-coupled receptor signaling pathway; regulation of MAPK cascade
Cellular component (GO): plasma membrane
Molecular function (GO): neuropeptide receptor activity; opioid receptor binding; peptide binding
Source: RefSeq, a predicted model, not a curated record